Molecule: messenger RNA, 5869 nt
Organism: Salvelinus fontinalis (brook trout)
Lineage: Eukaryota; Metazoa; Chordata; Actinopteri; Salmoniformes; Salmonidae
Product: myoneurin-like
Exons: 3
Coding region: 209-1870 (553 amino acids)
Cellular component (GO): nucleus
Source: RefSeq, a predicted model, not a curated record
UUCAGUGUAAACGGAAGUGAACAUUGACCAAGAACCACUUUAGCGGUUUUAAUUGUUGACAUUUAGACGUUUGGCAUACUGGAACAAAAACAAUUACUCAUAACAGCAUCACAUACUUACCCCAUGUAGUGUUUAAUUUGCGUUGGAGACUGGGCUUUGUUAAUUGAUGGUAUCUAGGUAAAGCUAGCUAGACUAACGUUAGCUAACAAUGGCUAACUGUAUGGUUUUUCACACUCAAAUAGCCUCCAUCAUGGAGGUGCUAGCGAAUGCAGCCGUGGCAGAGAUCUGUAAACUCGUAGACGACGACUAUGCAGUGUUCCGUUUGGAAAUGUCUCAAAGCCAGAAAGAAAACAGGGGAUUGCGGAGGAAACUACAGCUAUUGGAAUUGAAGGUAUCACGGGAGCGCGCAGAGCGCGUCCUCGCCAGUCGUCCCAGUAGUGUCAAGAUCCUUGACCGAUACAGAGGAAUGGCAAGAGGUGAAGGACAUCUCACUGGAGGCCACAGGAGCUUUGUGAAGCCAGCGGGACACAAUACAUGGAGAGAUGACCAACCAAUAACUAUUGAUGAGGGGAGUGGAACCUCAACCCAGCGCGUUAUCGUGAUAGAGUCUGCAGAGGCUGCAGGUCCUGCAGGGUUGUCUCUGGUGAAACAAGAGAGGACUGAAGAAGAGCACCCACAACACAGCAGAAGCAUCCCUACUGGUGUAACGUCUGGAGUGGCGCCCCCUGUAGCCACGGAGGACCUAUCCAUCGCUGCUGCGACCCAGCUCAGGACUCGAUGCAGCAUCACGGAGGUCAGUGGAACGCUGAACGCCGUACUCAAGUCAGAGACAGACACUUCAACUGUAACACAAAGGCUUUUACAAGAUGGAUUAUCUGACCACAGGUCAGACCCAGAGAGACUGGAGCCAGGGAGACUGGGCUGUACUCCUGCUACCGGCUCAGAGUAUUUACUUUACGUUAACCGAAGCCCGAGGACGGUUCAUUCCCAUCUGGACUCAGGUAACGCGUUAGAGACUGGCAAUGAUCCGUCUUGUUCUUACACUUCAGAGAUGGACCCUGGCAACAUACCCUUGGGCUUAGAGACACAGACUGCUCUGUCUAGAGGGGACUGGAACCGGUACAGUAGUAGUGUAUACUCUGAAGGGUGCCUAGAUAAGAAAGGGGAGGUUAUAGUGGUAGACGAUGGGACUGUGAAAGUGGAGGGCGACGCUCCUCCCACAUGGAAUGCAGAUAGUCACCUAGGAGACGGACAAUCACAGGGCAGAGAUUUUUUAGAUUACAGCGAAAGCUUAGAAACAAAUCCAAAUGUCGCAACCAACUCCCCUUUACACACGCUCAGAGAUCGCGACCCAGUGUCCAUGUCGUUGGGGCCUUCUGAUUCACACGGCCAUGUCCUUUUUGAUCAGGUAUUGAACUCAAACGACAGGGCUAGAGGCCAGGUUCAGGAAGGGGGAGCCACAUCUGGCAGUAGUAAAGAGAAACGAUUCUUCUGCAUGUUCUGUAACAAAGGCUUCAGCUGCCCCCAGAAAGUGGAGAUCCAUCAGAGGGUCCACACAGGGGUGAAACCCUUCAGCUGUACCCAGUGUCACAUGCGCUUCGCCCAGGCUGGUGACCUGAAGAGGCACCAUAGGGUCCACACAGGGGUAAAACCUUUCAGCUGUACCCAGUGUCACAUGCGCUUUGCCCAGGCUGGUGACCUGAAGAGGCACCAGAGGGUCCACACAGGGGAGAAACCAUUCGGCUGUCACCUGUGCCGUGCUAGUUUCUCCCACUCAUCCAGCCUGAAGAGGCACCAGAGGGUCCACACAGGGGAGAAGCAUACAGCUGCCCCCAGUGUGAGAAGAGGUUCUCCCACCAGCACCAGCUGAAGAUGCACCUGAAGAUGCACACGGGAGAGAGGCCAUUCGCCUGUACGCACUGCAGGAAGAGGUUCUCAGAGAGCCCAUUCAAUGCGGGGGGGGCAUUGAAAUCACUAAAACCAAAUGGGAACUGUGUAGGAAUGAUAAUGGAGCUACAUUUAUUAUCUCCUCUCAUGUCUAGCUUGCUAACAGGCAUCGAAACAAAAUCUAGACAGUUGUUGAGCAUCAAUUUAUUUAUUUUUAAAAGGGGAAUAAUGGCAAAUUUCAAAAAAGUCCUGACUCAUUGUUUGACUGUCUGUCAAAGGGAGAGAGAGCUAAAGCCAGAGCUACAUCACCAUAGCUACUGAUACAUGCAUGUUAUUGAAAUGUGAUUAAUGCUCACUGUGCAAUUUUUCAUUGGGGUAGAUCAAAUGUGUUAUUAUUACAUGUAUUAUAAGCCUACAUUUACAAAAUCGGUAGACUAAUGACAAUCAUUUACAAAAUGAUGCAGGGGAUUUUGUUUGUAAGCCAGGGCCAAAUUGCCUUCCUCACGUGAGAAUGAUAAUGUGGUAAUGCAGGUAAUUUUAUGCAAUGGAAAAGCAUUCUAAUACCCGUGCAUCAAAUAACCUACUCCUUAAAAGUCAUGUAUUGAUUAUACACUGAGUUUACAAAACAUUAGGGACACCAUGACAUAGACUGACCAGGUGAAAGAUAUGAUUCCUUAUUGAUGUUACUUGUUAAAUACACUUCAAUCAGUGUCGAUAAUUUUUAAGCCUUGAGACAAUUGAGACAUUGAUUGUGUAUGUGUGCCAUUCAGAGGGUGAAUGGGCAAUACAAACAAUGUAGAUUCCUUUGAAUGGGGUUUGGUAGUAGGUGCCAGGAGCAGCAGUUUGGGUCAAGAACGGCAACACUGCUAGGAUUUUCACACUCAACAGUUUCUUGUGCGCAUCAAGAAUGGUCCACCACACAACUGUGGGAAGCAUUGGAGUCAACAUCGGCCAGCAUCCCUGUGGAACGCUUUCAACACCUUGUAGAGUCCAUGCCCCGACGAAUUGAGGCUGUUCGAAUGGCAAAAGGUGGGGGUGCAACUCAAUGUUAGAAAGGUGUUCUUAAUGUGUUGUACACUCAGUGUACAGAAUAUAGCCUACUUGAUGAAUGAUGAUCACUGCAAUCAACAGCUGCAGUGUUGCUCAUUGGAUUACCCCAUAUCAUGAAAUAGGCUAUGUGAAAUUAUUUUAAAACAAAAGGUCGGACACAUGGAAUUACUUUUAUUUGGAUGGAUGGUUGGCAUUACAAAGGUAAGCAGAUAUUUUCUUAUCUAAAAUGUGUGUGAAACUUUUCUUCUGUAUACAUUUGUCAAGCUCAUUAUGUGUUGUUUCGCACACAGGGCCCUAAGCUGAAUGGACUUGUGCUUGGUAAAAACCUUAGACUAUUUACACAAUAAGGCCUGGGGUGUGGUAUAUGGCCAAUAUACCACGGCUAAGGGCUGUUCUUAUGCACGACGCAACGCGGAAUGCUAGGACACAGCCCUUAGCCGUGGUAUAUUGGCCAUAUACCACAAACCGCCGAGGUGCCUUAUUGAUAUUAUAAACUGGUUACCAACGUAAUUAGAGCAGAAAAAAUAAAUGUUUUGUCAUACCCAUGGUAUACGGUCUGAUAUACCACAGCUGUCAGCCAAUCAGCAUUCAGGGCUCGAACCACCCAGUUUAUAAUGCACAAUAUAUUCCAACAAAAUACACCAACGACAUCAGUUAGGAGAUAAAGGUUGUGAGCACAGUGUUUCUGAUCAGAUCAGCAAUUAUAUUCUAAUGUAUAGUGCCUUUGGAAAGUAUUCAGACCCCUUGACUUUUUCCACAUUUUGUUACUUCAGCUUUAUUCUAAAAUGGAUUAAGUAAAAAACACUCUUCAGCAAUCUACACACAAUACCCCAUAAUAACAAAGUAAAAACAGCUAAUUAUAUUUUGCAAAUCUAUUAAAAAAAUAUAUAUAUACACAACUAUUCAGACCCUUUGCUAUAAGAUUUGAAAUUGAGCUCAGGUGCAUCCUGUUUCCUUGAGAUGUUUCUACAACAGUAUUGGAGCCCACCUGUGGUAAAUUCAAAUGAUUGUACAUGAUUAGGAAAGGUACACAACUGUCUGUAUCAGGUUCCACAUUUGACAGUGCAUGUCAGAGCAAAAACCAAGCCAUGAAGUUGAAGGAAUUGUCCGUAGAGCCCAGAGACAGAAUUGUGUCGAGGCACAGAUCUGGGCAAGGGUUUCAAAACAUUUCUGCACCAUUGAAGGUCCCAAGAACACAGUGGCCUCCAUAAUGCUUAAAUGGAAGGAGUUUGGAACCACCAAGACUCUUCCUAGAGCUGGCCGCCCGGCCAAACUGAGCAAUCAGGGGAGAAGGGCCUUGGUCAGGGAGGUGACCAAGAACCCGAUGGUCACUCUGACGGAGCUCUGGAGUUCCUCUGUGGCGAUUGGAGAACCUUCCAGAAGGACAACCAUCUCUGCAGCACUCCACCAAUCAAGCCUUUAUGGUAGAGUGGCCAGACGGAAGCCACUCUUCAGUAAAAGCCCGCUUUGAGUUUGCCAAAAGGCCCCUAAAGUCUCUCGGACCAUGAGAAAAAAGAUUCUCUGGUCUGAUGAAACCAAGAUUGAACUCUUAGGCCUGAAUGCCAAGUGUCACACCUGGAGGAAACCUGGCACCAUCCCUACGGUGAAGCAUGGGGGUGGCAGCAUCAUGCUGUUUGGAAGUUUUUUAGCAGCAGGGACUGGGAGACUAGUCAGUAUCGAGGCAAAGAUGAACGGAGCAAUGUAUAGAGAGAUCCUUGAUGAAAACCUGCUCCAGAGUGCUCAGGACCUCAGACUGGGGUGAAGAUUCACCUUCCAACAGGGCAACAACCCUAAGCACACAGCCAAGACAAUGCAUGAGUGGCUUUGGGUCAAGUCUCUGAGUGUCCUUGAGCGGCCCAGCAGAGCCCGGACUUGAACCCAAUCGAACAUCUCUGGAGAAACCUGAAAAUAGCCGUGCAGCAAAGCUCCCCAUCCAACCUGACAGUGCUUGAGAGGAUCUGCAGAGAAGAAUCGGAGAAACUCCCCAAAUGAAGGUGUGCCAAGCUUGUAGCGUCAUACUCAUGAAUACUCGAGGCUGUAAUCGCUGCCAAAGGUGCUUCAACAAAGUACUGAGUAAAUGUGAUAUAAGUUUGACAUUUUUUAUAAAUGUUCAAAAAUAUUUAAUCCAUUUUAGAAUAAGGCUGUAACAUAACAAAAUGUGGAAAAAGUCAAGGGGUCUGAAUAAGUUCCGAAUGUACUGUAUUUGUGUGGCUACGAUGUCAUCUUUAGAGCACUGCAUUUUCUGCUUGGUUUCACGAAAAAAUGCAUUGAAAGAAAUUGAAUAGGCUACUACCGAGGUCUGAUGAUGCUUCUAACAAUAUAGUAAAAGGCGUGUUGUGUUGGGUGAUGUGCUAAAGUCUGAUGUAGGCUAUUUUGAACACUGCCGGUGUGUUUGAGUUGUCCCCUCUCAAAGGUAAAAUUGCAACCCACAACCCAAAUUUAUCACAUAAACAUUUCUCAAUCGUUUGGGCUUCCUGAAUUUAGUAUGUUUGUUGAUAACGUUUAUUAUUAUCGUAGAUUUGCGUUAUUCUACAAAGUUCUAUCUUAAGUUACCUUAACCUGGUAACGUAACUCUUGCUCUACCUCUGCCUCUCUCUCUCCCUGAAUGAGAAAGAUGUACACUUUGACAGUCCAACAAUGAGUCAGAAAGGUUUAAGACACAUUUUCUAAAUGUGCUGUUAUUCCCCUUUAAGAGUAGCCCACCGACCUCUGUGAAGACUGAAUGCGGCCUGUGGGGCAAAAUGAGUUUGACUAUAGGCUAUAUGAUGUUCACAAAUGCCUAUUUCAUUACUUAUUUUUAUCCCAAGACACUUUUAAUGAGAAAAGGUAUGCAGUUUAUCAAGUUCAUGAUGAUUUUUUUGUUGAGGUAUGUGUUUUUCAUAUGGUGUAUUUAACAUUUGUUUAUGUUUAAUGAACACAAAAUAAAACUUUU